This is a messenger RNA of Erythranthe guttata (spotted monkey flower), 1442 nucleotides long. The record is from RefSeq and is a predicted model, not a curated record. NCBI's taxonomy places the organism in Eukaryota, Viridiplantae, Streptophyta, Magnoliopsida, Lamiales, Phrymaceae.
UCUGCAGGGGGGCUUCAUUGCCUCGGCAACCUGACAGUUAGCAGCUCCGUGGUGAUACAACAUGGGUUAUCUGAGCAAUGAAAUUGACCAAGACAAUAAGGAAAAUGAUCCUGUUGCUGCAAUACGCAACGGGAAAGAAGUUAUAUUACAGGCCUUCAAUUGGGAGUCUCAUAAACAUGAUUGGUGGAGCAACUUAGAGAAAAAGGUCCCCGAUAUAGCAAAAUCUGGUUUUACGUCAGCAUGGUUACCCCCAGCUACACAAUCAUUCGCACCAGAAGGUUAUCUUCCACAGAACUUGUACUCUCUUAACUCUUCAUAUGGUUCCGAGCAUCUGUUAAAAGCUUUACUCAACAAGAUGAAAACGCACAAAGUCAGAGCUAUGGCUGACAUAGUUAUAAAUCAUCGAGUUGGGACGACCCAAGGGCAUGGUGGAAUGUACAACCGCUAUGAUGGAAUUCCGUUAGCGUGGGAUGAGCGUGCUGUGACAGUUUGUACUGGGGGAAAGGGAAACAAAAGUACUGGGGAUAAUUUUAACGGGGUCCCGAAUAUUGAUCAUACACAAGAAUUCGUGAGGAAAGACAUUAUCGACUGGCUAAGAUGGUUGCGGAAUACUAUCGGUUUCCAGGACUUCCGCUUUGAUUUUGCUAGAGGUUAUUCCGCAAAAUAUGUGAGAGAAUAUAUAGAUGGUGUCAAGCCGAUAUUUUGUGUAGGGGAAUACUGGGAUUCUUGCAACUAUAGAGGCAGCUACCUGGAGUACAACCAAGAUAGUCACAGACAAAGGAUCAUCAAUUGGAUUGACGGCACAGGACAACUAUCAGCUGCAUUUGACUUCACAACAAAAGGGAUUCUGCAGGAAGCUGUUAAAGGAGAGCUCUGGCGCCUGCGCGAUUCUCAAGGGAAGCCACCUGGCGUCAUGGGGUGGUGGCCCUCAAGAACCGUCACGUUUCUUGAUAACCAUGACACUGGGUCAACUCAGGCUCAUUGGCCUUUCCCGUCGAGCCAUAUUAUGGAGGGAUACGCCUACAUACUCACACAUCCAGGAAUACCCUCAGUAUUCUACGACCAUUUCUACGAUUGGGGUAGUCCAAUCCACGACGAAAUUGUGAAGCUGAUUGAUAUUAGGAAGCUUCAAGGAAUACACAGUCGAUCGCCAAUCAAUAUUCUCGAAGCACAGCCAAAUUUGUACGCUGCAAAUAUUGGCGACAAAAUAUCGAUGAAGAUUGGAGAUGGUUCGUGGUCUCCUCCCGGAAAAGAAUGGACACUCGCAACCAGUGGACAUAGAUACGCCGUGUGGAAGAAAUAGACGCAUCACACUUCUUUAUAUGCUAGUAAGAUAUACAAUAUAUAUGUGUGUGUAAUGUGUGUAAGUUUAAAAUAAGGUCUCAGUUGACCAUAAUGGAUGCUAAGUUAUGAUUAUCUAUAAGAAGAUAUAUUUCAGCUUC